AGAUAUUGGAACAGAUUACACGAGCCCAACUAUUGGGUUAAGUCGGCCCAACAAAUAAAAAAAAGCGUUUCGGUUCACCCAAUUUAGACCCGACCCGUCGUAGCUUUUAGUUGUUGUGUGAACUGUCAAGUUGUUGCGGCUAGAAGUAGAAGAAGAAGAACCCUAACUAAACCCAACGCCGGCCUCUCUUUCUCUCUCUCCCCGCUUCUCUCGUCGAUCGCUGACCAUGGCCAAGGACAAACUCAAGCCUCUUCUCUCCUCUGAUGCUGCAGGUGAUAUCGCUGAUACUCCUCUCCGAGAGAAGAAGCAUAAGAAGAAGAGCAAGAAGCGAGCUGAACCUGAACCUGAUAUACCCUCUACACGAGAUUCCGGUCUUGAUGAAGAUAGAGAUGGAGUAUUGGUAGAUGAUACUCUAAAUGAGCCAACGAUAGGUGAUAAACUUGAGAGUCUUGACUUAUUAAAUGGCGAAAAGGUUAACAGUGAGGAGAGUAAUAGAGAUUCUGCUCCUGGCGAUGAUAAGCCUCCUACUGCUGCUUCUGUUAACGUUCUUCUGAGACAAGCAUUGCAUGCCGAUGAUCGUUCUCUUCUACUCGACUGCUUGUACAACCGAGAUGAGCAGGUGAUUGCUAAUUCGGUUGCUAAGUUGAAUUCAGCCGAAGUACUCAAGCUUCUAAAUGCCCUUCUACCAAUACUACAAUCAAGGGGUGCUAUUUUGGCUUGUACAAUUCCAUGGAUAAAGAGUCUGUUACUUACUCAUUCUAGUGGAAUUAUGUCCCAAGAGUCAUCAUUACUCGCUUUAAACACCAUGUAUCAGCUCAUCGAAUCACGGGUUUCAACUAUUCAUACUGCCGUAGAGGUUUCAAGUGGCUUGGACUUGAUUGUGGACGACUUGGAUGAAGAAGAAGAUGAAGGUCCCGUGAUCUAUGAGGACAAGGACAGUGAUGAAGACGAAGAAGAAGGAAUAGAGGAAGCAAUGGAGACAGAUGAAGAGGCAGACGACUCAGCAGAUGAAGCUGCUGAUGGUGUGAAUGAUUUUGAAGGAUUUGACGACAUGAGUGAUUGAUAAAGCUCCUGAAAAUGGCAAAAGUUUUGAUUUGUGUGAGGCUGAUGUUAGAUGUUAAGAAUAUGGCUAAAAGGUUCAAUCUUUCGUCAAGAAGUCUGUAAUACGUAAUGGUUAUAUCGAUAUGAACGAGACUUUGUGCUAAGGAAGAGUUAAUUUUUAAGAUUAAAAAAAAAUAGACAAGAAUAAGGUGUAUCUAAAAAUGGAAAGAAUGAAGUUGGAAAGGUCAAAAAUGAUUUAGAAAAUGAUGGAUCAUAACAGCUAGAAAAGCUCUCCUUGAA
This is a messenger RNA of Arabidopsis thaliana (thale cress), 1341 nucleotides long. RefSeq names its product WD repeat protein. NCBI's taxonomy places the organism in Eukaryota, Viridiplantae, Streptophyta, Magnoliopsida, Brassicales, Brassicaceae. The coding region runs from base 227 to 1063 and encodes 278 amino acids. The record is from RefSeq and is marked reviewed. The transcript is spliced from 7 exons. Gene Ontology annotation, cellular component: nucleus.